This is a messenger RNA of Salarias fasciatus (jewelled blenny), 704 nucleotides long. It is a transcript of the gene mrps10, whose product is annotated as mitochondrial ribosomal protein S10. Gene Ontology annotation, molecular function: structural constituent of ribosome. Lineage: Eukaryota; Metazoa; Chordata; Actinopteri; Blenniiformes; Blenniidae. The record is from RefSeq and is a predicted model, not a curated record. Gene Ontology annotation, biological process: translation. The transcript has 7 exons. The coding region runs from base 13 to 627 and encodes 204 amino acids. Gene Ontology annotation, cellular component: mitochondrion; mitochondrial small ribosomal subunit; ribosome.
UUCUCCACAAACAUGGCCGCGCCCGUGGCUCUCAGACGUGAAGCGCUCUCCCUGACAAGGAUAUUCAGCGGAUUCUCACGUGUGGGACCAAGAUGUCUGAGAACCUCAUCGAAUAUCAGGAUACAUACUUUAACACGGUUUCAGGUCCCUCGGACUCCCAGCUCUUCCUUCCAUUCAACAGCAACGUUCUCCUCCACUCCGUCAGCAAUUACAGUCACAGAAGAGCCAGACACUUUGUUCCAGAAAGUUUCCAUUUUGGUCAAAUGCCAUGAUAGAGCAGUGUUGGACAGCUAUGAGUUCUUUGCCACCAUGGCGGCGAGCGAGCUGGGCAUCACCAUCAGCAAAGUUUUCGAACCAAAAAAGGACAUCGAGAGGAUGACGCUCCUGAAGUCAGUCCACAUCUUCAAGAAGCACAGAGUCCAGUAUGAGAUGAGAACGCACUACCGCUGCAUCGAGCUUUCUCACCUAACAGGCAGCACAGCCCGGGUGUACCUGGAGUACAUCCAGAGGAACCUCCCUGAAGGCGUAGCCAUGGAGGUGACCAAGACUGCCAUGGAGAAAGUCCCAGAUCACAUCCUUGAGCCCAUGUGGAAAGACGAGCCUACCGAUGACAAACCCAGCCCGUGAAGCUGCCCUGACCGAAAGAUGUUUAAAUAAAUGUUUUCCCCUCUGAAUGUUGUUCAAUAAAAGCAAUAUAAAAAAAC